Messenger RNA from Coccomyxa subellipsoidea C-169, 720 nucleotides. RefSeq lists its product as hypothetical. The transcript is spliced from 4 exons. Bases 63 to 635 code for a protein of 190 amino acids. The record is from RefSeq and is a predicted model, not a curated record. Gene Ontology annotation, biological process: protein modification process. NCBI's taxonomy places the organism in Eukaryota, Viridiplantae, Chlorophyta, Trebouxiophyceae, Coccomyxaceae.
CUGGUGGAGAUAGAGUAGUGCAGAAAUACGUGGAGAGGCCUGUGCUCUUCAAGGGGCGCAAGAUGGACCUCCGAGUCUACCUGGUAGUGCGGAGCUUUGCAGAUGCAGAAGCGUACUUGCACACCAAGUGGUAUGCCAGGGUGGCCAACAGGGAGUAUCCUUCAGAUGUCAGUGCCACAGAGACUGACUUUGAGAGCCACUUCACUGUCGCCUGCUAUGAUGCUGACCCUGCUGUCAGUGGUGCCCAGCUGAUGGUACUAAAGAGCGAGGUGGUGUGUGAGCUGGAGGGACAAGGCAUAAAUGUCGCUGAAUUUGAGGAGGACCUCUGUGGCAUGGCUCGCAGCCUGGUCACCGCUGCACAGGCGCAGAUUGGAAGGUGGCCGCGCAGCAGGGCUAUUUAUGGGAUGGAUGUGCUCCUGGUGAGAGGGCCAUCUGGGAGAUGCAGCCCGCAGUUGUUGGAAGUCAACUUCUGUCCAGACUUCACAACACUCAUCAAAUUGGGGGAGAAAGAGGCCAUCAAUGAGUUCAUGGGUGCAUGCUUCACAUCCGGCCUGGUUUCAGAGCGGUUCACAAGAUUGGGGGAUGACCCAGGGGAGACAUUUCCUGGCCAGAAGGAUCUCGAUGCAAUUGACUGACUUGUGCUUGACCUCAGCUUCUUCAGUGGUUUGUCGAGUGGAAGAGAUUGCAUGGGUCUGGGGGAGAUGUAAUAUUGUAUGCUGG